Molecule: messenger RNA, 573 nt
Organism: Aureobasidium namibiae CBS 147.97
Lineage: Eukaryota; Fungi; Ascomycota; Dothideomycetes; Dothideales; Saccotheciaceae
Exons: 2
Biological process (GO): positive regulation of proteasomal ubiquitin-dependent protein catabolic process; protein polyubiquitination; ubiquitin-dependent protein catabolic process
Cellular component (GO): ubiquitin ligase complex; cytoplasm
Molecular function (GO): zinc ion binding; ubiquitin protein ligase activity; ubiquitin conjugating enzyme binding
Source: RefSeq, a predicted model, not a curated record
UUGGUGCACUGUGUAGCCUGCGAAGAACAGCUGCCGGUCAGAGAUCUCAUUGUUGCAUCCUGCGGACACUGUUACUGCGGUUCAUGCGUCAGCAUCAUGUUCAAUGCAGCAGUGACAGAUGAAUCUUGCUACCCUCCCAAGUGUUGCGCCAACACCCCAAUCCCCAUCAAGCAUGUCAAGAGAUUCCUGGAUCUUAAGUUCGAGAUUCUAUUCGAAGAGAAGGGAGUAGAAUUUGCUACCAUCGACAGGACAUAUUGCUCGAACCCAGAGUGUUCGAAAUUCAUAUCUCCCGCCGAUAUCGAGGAGGAUGGAGAUAUUUACGCCAUGUGUUCUUGGUGCUGGUCGCAGACUUGUGUCACCUGUAAGGCUCCUGCCCACGGAGGUGACUGCCCUGCGGAUCUUGAGUUGGCCUCGAUACUCAAGCUCGCUGAAGAGAUGCGUUGGCAGCGUUGCUACGGCUGUCUGAGAAUCGUGCAAAGACAAGAUGGCUGCAACUUUAUGGAGUGCCUAUGUGGGGCCUAUUUCUGCUACAUCUGUGGCGAGAGCAUGAUGAGUGAAGAAAUCUGCCUGUGC